AAUCGAUUCAAUUCCUCACUUGAACAAUUCCACACCUCUGGUGGACCCCUCGGUGUAUGGAUAUGGAGUGCAGAAACGGCCCCUGGAUGAUGGAGUAGGUAACCAGUUAGGGGCCUUGGUACAUCAAAGGGCAGUAAUAACAGAAGAAUUCAAAGUUCCUGAUAAAAUGGUCGGAUUCAUUAUUGGCAGAGGAGGUGAGCAGAUUUCACGAAUUCAAGCCGAAUCUGGUUGCAAAAUUCAGAUUGCUUCAGAGAGCUCUGGGAUUCCAGAGAGGCCCUGUGUACUUACCGGAACCCCAGAAAGUAUUGAACAAGCCAAACGACUCCUGGGGCAGAUUGUGGACCGCUGUCGGAAUGGACCUGGCUUUCACAACGACAUGGAUGGCAACAGCACGGUCCAGGAGCUCCUCAUUCCUGCAUCCAAAGUGGGCCUGGUCAUCGGCAAAGGCGGGGAGACCAUAAAGCAGCUGCAGGAGCGGACAGGUGUGAAAAUGGUCAUGAUCCAGGACGGCCCGUUGCCCACGGGAGCAGACAAGCCUCUUCGCAUCACUGGAGACCCAUUUAAAGUACAGCAAGCGAGAGAAAUGGUACUAGAGAUCAUCCGAGAGAAAGACCAAGCUGACUUUCGAGGUGCGCGCGGCGAUUUCGGCUCCCGAGUGGGAGGAGGCAGUAUAGAGGUUUCCGUGCCUAGGUUUGCUGUUGGGAUUGUAAUAGGAAGAAAUGGGGAAAUGAUCAAAAAGAUCCAGAACGAUGCUGGUGUGAGGAUUCAGUUUAAACCAGAUGACGGGAUUAGUCCAGAGAGAGCUGCCCAGGUCAUGGGCCCGCCAGAUCGGUGUCAGCACGCUGCACACGUCAUCAGUGAGCUGAUUCUCACAGCCCAGGAAAGAGACGGCUUUGGAGGCCUGGCCGUAGCCAGAGGACGAGGCCGCGGUCGAGGCGACUGGAGCGUGGGAACCCCUGGCGGCUUCCAGGAGAUAACGUACACAGUGCCCGCAGACAAGUGCGGCCUUGUCAUCGGCAAAGGGGGCGAGAACAUCAAAAGCAUAAACCAGCAGUCAGGAGCCCACGUGGAGCUUCAGCGGAACCCCCCUCCCAACACCGACCCUGGCCUGCGAAUAUUCACCAUCCGGGGCAUCCCUCAGCAGAUCGAGGUGGCCAGACAUCUCAUAGAUGAGAAAGUUGGCGGUACCAGCCUGGGAGCACCCGGAGCCUUCGGACAGAACCCUUUCAGCCAGCCUCCUGCUGCCCCUCAUCAAAAUGGUCCCCCGGCCUUUCUGACCCAGGGCUGGGGCAGCACCUACCAGGCGUGGCAGCAGCCAGCACAGCAGGUCCCAGGCCAGCAGCGCCAGCCGCAGAGCAGCCAGCCCGACUACAGCAAGGCCUGGGAGGACUACUACAAAAAGCAGAGUCACGCUGCCAGCGCUGCCCCUCAGGCCAGCUCCCCACCAGACUACACGAUGGCCUGGGCAGAAUAUUACAGACAACAGGUCGCUUUCUACGGGCAGACGCUAGGGCAAGCUCAGGCCCACAGCCAGGAACAAUAGGACAGCGCCCGCCCGCACGGCUGCUCUUCCCUCCGACCAGUGUGACAGGAAACCUGUUUGUAACAGAGGUUUUUAGAUUUGCAAACCUUUUGAUGAAGAACCUUGUUUUAUUCUGUGAAACACUAUAUUUAGAUUAACAGAAUUUUUCUAAAAAUCGGGAAAAUUAGUUACUAAAAAUUGCUGAUCAUUUUCGUCAUUAUUUCUGUUUGUUUCAAGUGUGUAAGCUCUGGGAUUCUUUUUGGAGCAAUACCUGCAAAUCCAGGCACCAGAUUGUGCCACAGAGCAGUGACAUUUCAACAUGGUGUUUUUGGUUUUUGUUUUGUUUUGUUUUGUUUUGUUUUCUGUGUCUUUUUAUUUACAGUUUUUUUCUGUUGCAACAGAAAGUGGCUUGGAAGACUUAGGUGGUAUGUAACGAAUUCUUUUUAAAAAUUUUUAAACAGUAUUUAAAUAUUCUUAAAUGUGUAAAUUCAUUAAAUGUUUUACUUCUAAUUUCUUGUAUCUUGGCUGUCUGGUUUUAUUGCAUUUUUUUUAAAAAAAAACUGAACUAUGAUGUAUUGUAAUUAAUUAUGUGAAUUCUGAAUUGAGACAUAAUUGUAUUGCUGUCCAACAGGGGUUGGGAGGGGGUGUUUUAUAGGGUUUGUAUAAUUUCUAGAGUUCUAAAGGCGUAAUAUAAAAUGUGUUCAUGUGUUUAGCGGAUGUUUUUCUUAUGUCUCCAUUUACCGGCUGCAAUUGUGUAUCUAAGACCUCCAAGCUUGUUUUAAAAACAAAACAAAAAACAUUUCUCUAUUCUCUCAGAAAUAUAAAUACUGUUAUUUUUAAUAUUAAAAAGAAAUUCAGUAUAACUUUUAACAAACACUGUGGAACAUUAAACCGUAUGAAAAUGUAGUAACUAUUUUUUAAUUCCAAGGUGUUUUUGCUUUUCUCUUUUAAAUAUUUUCUUAAUAUGUGUCAGAUUAACUAGAUGAAUAAAUAAAUCUAGUAUUAACCACAGUAUGAAUUAAAUAAUUUUGAUUUAAUAAAAGGGAUAAUAUGAUUUUCAAUGUUUACUGUAGCGUAUCUUGUACAGAUAACAUGUAUUUUUAAAGGAAAAAAAAAAAACGGAAUUGAAGCUAUUUUUUCUUGCAUUUUUAAUU
Messenger RNA from Tupaia belangeri chinensis (Chinese tree shrew), 2676 nucleotides. It is a transcript of the gene FUBP3, whose product is annotated as far upstream element binding protein 3. The transcript is spliced from 17 exons. The record is from RefSeq and is a predicted model, not a curated record. NCBI's taxonomy places the organism in Eukaryota, Metazoa, Chordata, Mammalia, Scandentia, Tupaiidae. Gene Ontology annotation, molecular function: RNA binding. Bases 167 to 1543 code for a protein of 458 amino acids.